Molecule: messenger RNA, 1443 nt
Organism: Alternaria arbusti
Lineage: Eukaryota; Fungi; Ascomycota; Dothideomycetes; Pleosporales; Pleosporaceae
Exons: 2
Coding region: 1-1443 (480 amino acids)
Source: RefSeq, a predicted model, not a curated record
AUGACCGAACGAAAGAGUUCUGGCAAGCCUCACGUGAAGCGUGGUACCAGACUCAUCUCGAGAUCAACGAAGCCCUCCGCCAACAACGUCGUUACCCCGCCGAAAGCUGCCGUAGCCGCUCCCAAUGCGAGGAAAGACGAAGUACAUCGACGCCGAUACCCCUUCAAUGAUAUGCUGAAGCGCAAAAGCGAAGGUGCGGUAGAUCUCGAGAGAGACACUGCACCUCCAGGGCCUAGCAAUGAGCUUUACAGCAAGUCGGAAAUGGCGUCAUCGGGCGAUGAUGCCGUAGACGCGCGCAUGGCACACAGAAUAGCGGACCUGGAAAGAGCUCUCGCGAUUGCGAAGGAGGAACAGAGCUUGGCUAGGGAGGAGCUAUCAAGAUUGAGACAAUUCAGGGAGGCAGAUCAAGACGCGAUUGAGGAGCUGAGGGCGCAACUCGCUCAGUCGGCUUCGAAUACGGAUACAGUCCCACCGGCACAGCUCGAAGAGCGGCUCGCGUCGCACGAAAAAACACAUCAAAACCGCAUCGAGCGACCACAGUCGAAUGGGGAAGCAGACGACCUACGCCUACGCCUCCACGCCGCCGAGAAGGAAUCACAAGAGAGGCUCCAGCAACUUCUCGCACUGAAGUCAAGCAUAUCCUCGCUCACGCGCAUGGACUCACAGAUCACGGAUAGUGAGCUGGCAGAAUCGUUCUCACAACUUGCAAAUCGCGUGCGCGAAUGGACGGUGUCGAACUUCCGGCGAUCGAGGUUGAAUCUGGAAAACCUUCCGAAGGAGACGGAGGAGGUUCUCAGCGCGUUGAAUCCGCUGUACAGUGUUAACAUUCGGAGUACGGAUAAGCUUGCGCUGUAUCAGGCUAUCGUGUCGCAUUCGCUUAUGCAGAUUUUCGAUGCUCCUAUUGUGUUUGGGUUACCUAGCUCAGAUCCUUUCGCUGGCUUACGACCACUCGCAGAGCACACACGGCAUCUUGGUACCACAUAUCGGGAAUGGGUGCGCGCUACCGUGCAGGUGCUCGAACGUAGCGAAGCGCACAGUGACAUCGAAACCGAAAGAGAAGCCUCACUACACCGACUCGCCGGAGAGAUCAGCCACAUACUCUUCACGCUGACGUCCGUGAGCCUUCCACCAUCCGCUCAGUCAACGCUCACUGGGGUAUUGAAAGACGCCGUGACGUUGCAGCGUACACUGGCUCUACAAAAGGCUCGUUACCAGUUGCUCUUCUUCCGCUGCCAAGAUGCGAGUAUGCAGUUCGAUGAACGCACGAUGGAAGCUGUUAAUGACGUUGAUCCCGCUGUGGAAGAUGGCGCUGAUAUGGAUGUCGAUCGGAGGUUUCUGUUCUGCGCAUUCCCGGGUCUGAUCAAGUGGGGGGAUGAGUGGGGAGAGCAUGCUGAGAUGAGUAAUGUUUUGUUGAAAGCGAGGGUGUGCUCUGGUGUGAGCUGA